Ochlerotatus camptorhynchus is the source of this 2805-nucleotide messenger RNA. RefSeq lists its product as uncharacterized. The transcript has 2 exons. The record is from RefSeq and is a predicted model, not a curated record. The coding region runs from base 1 to 2805 and encodes 934 amino acids. Lineage: Eukaryota; Metazoa; Arthropoda; Insecta; Diptera; Culicidae.
AUGGCAAAUCCUGCUCCAACCGGUCUGAACCUCACGGAGACUCCUUGUGCGUCGUGCGAUGAAGUUUCGACCGAAAAUGAGGAGAUGAUCGGUUGUGAUGGUUGCCAACGUUGGUACCAUAUCCGUUGCGUCGGGAUUACUGAUGCGAAGAAGGAAGGUACGUGGUACUGUACCGAAGAACCAUGUCAACGGAUCAAGAAGAAGAAGAGUCGCAGCAAGAAAAAUAACGAUGAAUCGGAUCGCUCCAGUGUCAAAUCCGACCGUGCGCUCGCUCUGGAGCAUAAAUUGAAUGCGAUGGAGGAGAAACAAAAACGGAUGGAGCAAGAGCUGGAGAUGGAGAUGAAGAUUAAAAAGAAAGAGAUGGAGUUCAAGCGAUCCAUUGAGAUGAAGCGGAUGCUGUUAGAGAAGCAGUUACGCGAAGAGGAAGAAGAAGAAGAAAAGCUGUUCCAGGAGGAGAUAUUGAAGCAGCGAAAAGAGCAGUUGAACCGGAUGAAAGCUAGGCAGCAGUCGUUCGCGGACGAAAUGAAGGAACUGGAUGAAGCUAUGUCGGAGACGAAGAGAGCAACAAAGGACAUCGAUGCCGGCGAAGGUACUUCAGGAGUAAAGCCAAAAUUGCGCCAUUCGAAGAUCGGAAAAUUGACGGAGCAGAAUUUGAAGAAGUUGAGAGCUACUCAAUACGAAAAUUCGGAUGAAGACGAUGAAGAUGAGACAGCUGAUGAAAUGGAGGAUGAUCAAACCGAAUCCGGCGAAGAAUCCGAUGGUGUUUCGGAGAAAAGUGUAGCUACGAAGAACAGCAAGUCAACGAAAAAGUCCGGUAGAUUGAGCCAACACGGGCUAGGGCAGGCACGAUCCGGGCCGACCAGAAUUCAACUGGCAGCGAGAAGUGGCGUAAGUAAAAGACUACCCACAUUCUCUGGAAAGCCGGAAGAAUGGCCGUUGUUCUACGGAAUGUACCAAGCAUCGAAUGAAGCCUGCGGUUACUCGGACAUUGAAAACCUGGUGCGGCUGCAAGAAUGCCUGAAGGGUCCGGCUCUGGAGAUGGUGCGUGGACAACUUCUUCUGCCGAAAUCGGUUCCGAAGGUUAUUGGAAAACUUCGCCAGUUAUACGGCCGCCCGGAACAGCUACUGCAGAGCCAUUUGGAGAAGGUCCAUAAGCUGGAACCACCGAAAGUGGGUAAGCUGGCCAGUUUCAUUCCGUUCGGCACGGCAGUCGAGCAGCUGUGCGAACACUUGGAGGCGGCGGAACUCAAACAGCACCUGAUAAAUCCGCUUCUAAUUCAAGAUCUGGUUGAAAAGCUCCCAGAUAACGACAAGCGCGAGUGGGUGCGCUUCAAGCGCGGGAAAAAGAAAGUAACCCUAAGGACCUUCACCGAUUUCCUCUCCGAAAUAGUCUCGGAGGCUUGCGAAGUGAACGUCAGCAUGGACUACAAGUCAACCGGAAGGUUUAGCAGCGACAACCGUUCGGGGAAUGCCCAAAGCAAAGCGAAGGAGAAGGGUGCGGUGUUCAACCACAGCGAAGCUGAUAAUCGUCAAUCCGGCGUUGGAGAACGAAGGAAUCUAAAGCCGUGCAGGGCGUGUCAGCGUACAGACCAUCGAUUGCGGUACUGCCAAGAUUUCAAGAACCUGUCGUACGCGGACCGGAUGAAGGUUGUGGAUCGCUGGAAGCUGUGCUACGUGUGUCUGAACGAACACGGUUCGGCGCAGUGUAAGUUCAAGCUGCGAUGCAACGUUGGAGAAUGCAGACAAGCUCAUAAUUAUCUUCUGCAUCCGAUCGAUGGUGCAAUUGGUACCACAGCGCACAUUCGGACAAACAACGUCACUUUGUUCCGAAUGAUACCGAUUAGUCUCCACUGCGGAGAAAUAUCCAUCACUGUGUUGGCUUUCCUGGAUGAAGGUGCAUCGGUGACUCUGGUGGAAAGGAACUUGGCGGAUCGCUUGGGAGCAGUCGGAGUCCACGAGAAACUCACCAUAAAGUGGACGGCCGACAUUGCUAGAGUGGAGAAGGAGUCAAAGCGGAUGAAUUUGUGGGUCUCGGCUGUUGAUGCGGAUGAAAAACUUCUUCUGAAGACGGUCCGCACUGUCGAAAAGCUGAUGUUGCCUACACAAGCUUUGGACGCAAAGGGGCUUUUGCGGCAGUAUAAGCAUAUGCGAGGAUUGCCCAUCUCCUCGUAUGACGGACGGCCGGAAAUACUCAUCGGGUUGAACAACAUCCACUCGUUCGCCCCGAUUGAAGCAAAGCUCGGUGCAGUUAUUGAUCCGAUAGCCGUGCGGUGCAAGCUCGGAUGGACGGUCUAUGGACCGAAGCAAGCGAACGCUGUCGAAGCGAGCAGCGAAUAUCUUGGAAUCCACCAGGAAGUGACAAACGAAGACCUUCAUAAGCUGCUGAAGGCACACUACGCACUGGAAGAAUCGGUCGUUGGCGUACCGCGGGAGUCUGCUGAGGACGAGAGAGCUCGCGAGAUCCUCGAGAAGACCACGAGACGAAUCGGUGACCGCUUCGAGACCGGGCUACUAUGGAAGACGGACGAUCCAAGGUUCCCGGAUAGCUACCCGAUGGCGUUGCGAAGGCUGAAGCAGUUGGAGAAGAAGCUAGAGAAGAAUCCGGAACUUCACGUGAACGUUUGUAAGCAGAUCGAUGAGUAUCAGGAGAAGGGGUAUGCGCACCUUGCUACUCCGGAGGAGCUCGUUGGAACGGAACCUGAUAAGGUAUGGUACCUUCCACUAAACGUGGUACUGAACCCCAAAAAACCAGGUAAGGUGCGCCUCGUGUGGGAUGCUGCGGCUACGGUGCAAGAAUUGCUGUAG